UUCAUCAUAAAAGUCUAUCCAUACUAUUCCCAUCGUAGAGAUUAACUUCAACAUUUUUAUUAAAACACUUCGGUCAAUUGUGACGAUUGAGAUAAUUCGUGUUAUAAAAAGAGCUUCGGACUAGGGAAAUCAUUCACAAAACAUAGAGUUGUGGAUCAGCAACAUUCUAGUCCCAGGAGGAAAGUGCGCAUCCCAAGAUGACAGUGAAGCAGUUCAUUAUUAAGGCGCUAUGCGUGACUAUCUGCCUGGCCUCUUCGCCUCUAUCGAAUGAAGACAUAGCUCGAGAAUUCAUAGAACAUGUGUUAAGGAUUCCCAACCCCGAUAAAGUAUUGAACUCCGCUCUUGACAGAAUCGAGAAGAAUAGACAACACGAAAUGAUCAAGCAACAAGUUUCUUCUAAAGCUGAUUGUGAGGAUUCGACGGAGCUUUUACCCGAGUAUACUGAAACACUUCAAGGAUCACGGGAGCUAAGGCAGUUGGGUGCACAGAAACAUUAUCCGAUUUGCCAUCUUGAGAGGAAAAUUAAAAAACUGAAUACAAACGAAUACGAAUACAGACCAGCUUACUACGAGGAAGUGCGUUGUACUUCAAACGAAGAUAUUGGAGUUACUAAUGAGAUUUGUUCGAGUCUUGGGUUCGCAUGCGUACAAUGGAACAAAACGAUACAUCUGACAAGGAGACGAUACACCAGUGACUGUUGGGAGACAAGGACCAUGGUGAUACCAGCCGGCUGCGAGUGUAUGUGGCCAGUACACAGACUAGGAGACAUGAAACUACGGAUAUAAACAAAUGAAGAUCGAUAAAAUUUAAGACUAUUAGUACCUUGCGAAAAAAAACACACUGAGCGAAAUUGAUUUAAAAUUUUACUUAAACAUACAUAUCUAGUCAAUUGAACUUAUACAAAAAAAUGUACUUAAUGUAUUCUUAGUUAAGUCAUAGUCUUGUUUAAAUUAUUUAAAAAGUUAUUAGACAUCCUUCACAAACAUUUUAGUGUACCGUACUUAUUGUGUAAGCCUGUGCGGUUAAACUCACAUUGCGUAUCCACUUAGAUACGUAAACACAUCCAUGAAUAUAAAUAAAUAUAACGUUAAUGUUACGACAGUCGUAUAUUUAAUACCUGUAUAUUAUACGCUAUAUUUAAGCUUAUUAUAAUUAAUUGAGUAAACAAUAAAAAGUAACAUAAUCAAAGGUAUCA
This is a messenger RNA of Trichoplusia ni (cabbage looper), 1195 nucleotides long. RefSeq lists its product as uncharacterized. Lineage: Eukaryota; Metazoa; Arthropoda; Insecta; Lepidoptera; Noctuidae. The coding region runs from base 198 to 785 and encodes 195 amino acids. The transcript has 6 exons. The record is from RefSeq and is a predicted model, not a curated record.